Bactrocera latifrons is the source of this 1194-nucleotide messenger RNA. Its product is annotated as myb-like protein M. Lineage: Eukaryota; Metazoa; Arthropoda; Insecta; Diptera; Tephritidae. The transcript has a single exon. The record is from RefSeq and is a predicted model, not a curated record. The coding region runs from base 150 to 752 and encodes 200 amino acids.
AGUCGAGAUCACGUCAAAACAGCGGCGACUCCGAAGAAAGUAGCAUUCGCAAAGUGAAAUAAGACGCAUUAGUAAGCAAUUCGUAAAUUCGCGAUCGUGCGAUUUUCAUUUCAUUAAAAAACAAACACAAAGUUAAACAAAAAACAAUUAUGCCAAACAACAACAACAAACAAUGCAACACUUUCGCCUUUGUCAGCUUGUUGUUGGUGCUGCUGCAAAUGGCCGCGGCGCAGCGUCCCUCCUUUGCGGGCAUACGGCCACCGGGACUCAAUCAAAAGGACAAAUACAACAUGAACAACAACAACAAUAACAACAGCAACGUGGAUAUUGGCAACCGCUUUGGACAACCAGAUGAGCCACCAGCACUGGCGUUUGGUGCCACACAAAAGCCACCAGCGAGUUACAUACCAAUAGUCUUCCCCGAGUCCAACUAUCUGCCCAUGGCCACACCAACCGCACGACCUGUAGCCGAUGGUAUUGCGAAUCGUUUUGGCAGCGGCGAUGCUGAUAAUGUGCAACAAAAUGUUAAUACAGUAAUCAGCGCGGCCGCCAGACCCGUUGUCAGUGGUGCGCCAAAUCGCUUGCCAAUCGACGCGAAAGACGAUAGUGAGCUGGUGGCUAUACUUAAUCGCCUGCCCGAAGAUCAAAGGCCUUUCUGGUUCAUCAAUGCGGCGGCAAUCGAAGCGCAAAGAAACGGUUCAUUCGCGAAUUUCGCCGGCGCGAUCAACUCGCGGGGCAGCUUCUUCGGCUAAAGUAUUAUAUAAACCAAACACACUGGAUUUUCUCGCAUGCGCAUUUUAACAUUUAAGCUUAAGCCUCUAGUAUUUAUUUUUGAUAUUUUCAAAUGUGUUUAAAUUAGUCAUAACCGUUUCCAUAAUCGAAUCAUUGUAAUGCUUGACAGUCUGCGCUGUUCGAGUAUGAAAAUCUCAUUAUAUUAUGUUAAGUAUAUACCGUUUGGCAUAUAUCCAUAUACACGAUUAUUAUAUAUACACGAAUGUACAUAUGUAUUUCAGUAGCACAGAUUACUUGCCAAAGCAAUUAUUUUCGAACGAGCCAUACCUGCCUUUAUUCGAAACGUAAAAUCUCAUGUCACAAAAAGCUGCGCUAAAGCAAUCACAGAAGCAUCACUGAGCAAUAAGUUGUAAAUAGCAAUAAAAAAAAACCCACAAAGUGGGAUUUGCAAUAACAAGCUGA